Molecule: messenger RNA, 1054 nt
Organism: Grus americana (Whooping crane)
Lineage: Eukaryota; Metazoa; Chordata; Aves; Gruiformes; Gruidae
Product: translational activator of cytochrome c oxidase 1
Exons: 5
Coding region: 108-935 (275 amino acids)
Cellular component (GO): mitochondrion
Source: RefSeq, a predicted model, not a curated record
GCGCUCGGUGUGGGGGAGGGGCCCGCAACGGGAACACCCCGCGCAGCGGUUGGGGGAGGGGAGGGUGGUCCCGGCACCCUUGGGUGCUCCCCCACCCCCACAGCCCCAUGGCGACCGCGGGGCCCCGGGCGCUGGCCCGUUCGUCGUGGUGGUCGGUGGCCGCCGGGCGCCGUGGCGUGUCGGUGGGGUGUCCGUCCCGCGCCGGGCACAACCGGUGGUCCAAGGUGAAGAACGUCAAGGGUCCGCGCGACGCCGCCCGCAGCCGCCUCUUCCAGCGGCUCGGAUGGAUGCUGCGCGCCGCCGCGCGCGAGGGGGGCCCGGACCCGGCGCUCAACGCCCAGUUGGCCAACGUGGUAGAGCAGUGCCGGGCGAAGAACAUGCCCAAGUCCUCCAUUGAGGCAGCCAUCCACGGCGCGGAGAGAUCGGCGGCGGUGACCCGGCUGCUCUACGAAGCCCGCGGCCCCGGUGGCUUGGCUCUUCUCCUGGAGGUCCUCACCGACAACCCCCGACGGAGCCAGCAAGACGUCCGGCUCAUCCUCACCCGCAACGGGGGAACGAUGGCCGAAGGGGCACGACACAGCUUCGAGCAGAAGGGGGUGGUGCACGUGGGACCACGGGACCUUCAGGGCCACCCCGUCUCUCUGGAGGCGGCGCUGGAGGUGGCACUGGAGGCCGGGGCCCAGGACGUCUGCCCGGAUGAGGAGGAGGAGGAAGAGGAGGAGCCGUCGCUGAAGUUCAUCUGUGAGACCUCAGCCCUGCGGACCGUGCGGGAGCGUCUGGAGGCCUCGGGGCUGCGCCCACUCUCGGCCACCAUCGAGUACUUGCCCCGGGACCGGGUGACGUUGACGGAGGGGACACAGGAGCAGGCGGAACGCCUCCUCCAGGCCCUCGACGACUGCCCCGACGUCGUCCGCCUCUACCACAACAUCCAAUAGGAGACGAGGGGGGAGGGAGCGUGGCCCCACCGCUUGGGGGGGGGAGGGGGUCACGUUCCUUCCCCCCCGUCCCUUUGUCCCCGUCCCCGCGAUGACAAUAAAACCCUGUUCUGACCGUG